AAUGGAUUUAUUGGGGUAAUUUUGUAUUGAGUUGGUGAGAUAAAUAUUUAUAAAUGGUUUUAGGUUAAUUUUACCAAUAUGUUAGGAAUAUGAAGAUGCAGGAGAAUUUACAUUUAAGGAAAAGUUAAUAAGAUCUUGUAAAAACAAUCUAAUAGCAUAUGCAUAUUUGAUAGUUUUAGGAUUAGUAUUUAUUGGAUAUUUGGCAAUAUUCAAUAAAUUGGAUUUUGAUUCAAUUUUGAAAUUGUUAAUUGCAUUAGCUUAUGGAUUGUAUGAGUAAUUUGUAAUAAAAGUGGUAUCCUCUUAGUAGUUAUUUUAUUGGGACAUGGUUUAGUAGCAAUACCACGUGAAUAUUGGAGAAAAUCAUAAUAUGAAAAAUGUUUAAGAGGAUUGUAUUUAGAAGCAGCAUAAAUACAUCAUGCUAUAUAAGAAUUAUAUGAUUAAUUGAUAAAUUUGACUAUUGAAGUGAUUUAACACAAGAAUACAAAUCCAGAUUUAACAUGUAUUUAUUAAUAUUGAAUGAAGUACACCUAUUGAAAAAUGGUUAGAUACCUUAUGAGAUUAUAGAAGAAGCUUAAUAUAAAUAUAAAGAGAGGAAUAGAAAAUUGGAACCAUGGCCAGAAGUUAAUAAGAGAGUUAAGAAGAAAGCAUCUGAAUAUAAGAGAGCCAUAACAAAAUGGGAACAUAUAUGUACUGAGUGUUUUCUUUUGGAAGACAUGAUAGAUAAUGAAUUUAGUGUUCAUUAUAAGAUUAGAUCAACUUUAAGAUAUGAGAGAUCAGGAAUAAUGGGACAUUAUUUUGAUAUGUUAUAAUGGUUAUGGUACACAAAGAUAAAGAAGGCUUAUUUAUUAUCUUUAAGUGUGAUAUUUUGGAUAUUAUCAAGCAUAGUCAUAUUAUCAGAGAUCUCUUGUUUUACUUAAUUUGAUAUAAAUAUAUUGAAGAGAAUAAUAAAUGUGAAUGGAUUCUUUUAAAUAUAGAUAUCAAUUUUAAUACCUUUAAUGUACAUAUCAUUUUGUGCAUUUUAUGGUUUGUUUCAUAUUAAUUUUGCAGGAAUGUAUGGAUUUUAUAAUCAUUAAUAAACUGAUGCUCCAAGUUUAUUAUUUGGAUCAAUGUAAGAAUAUCAUUUUAAUAAUUAGUAAUUUUUCAAGAGUGUCAUUUCCUCUUACUUUUAAUUUUUUAUAAAUGAUACAAAUAUCAGGUACACCUUUUGAGGAUGUAAUAGGGAAUAUGGAUACAAGUUCAGUAUUAGGAAUGUCAUUCUCUUAUUCUUUACCUAUAUUAUUGAUUUUGGCAUCGGUUUUCAAUUUUUUUGAAGUUUAUGAUAAAAUUCUUUAAGGAAUAGGUUUACCUUAGUUUAAGUUUUCUUAAGUACAAUUUAGUAGCAAAGAAGGAGAGAGAUUGAUAUGUAGAGCAAGAGUUAAGAGAGAAAGAGAUAUAUUGAAUAAAGUGGGUAUAAAAUUUUUGGAUCAAUGUGAAAUGCGGGAAUUGGAUUGCUAAAUGAUUUAAAUUGUCUGA
Paramecium pentaurelia is the source of this 1512-nucleotide messenger RNA. The record is from the annotation of a GenBank genome assembly. Lineage: Eukaryota; Ciliophora; Oligohymenophorea; Peniculida; Parameciidae.